AUGUUUGAGUUUAAAGAAGAUUCAAUAAUUAAAGAUAUUGAUUUUACUACGAAAGUAGGAUUAAAUAAGACAUUAGAAUCUUUUGAAUUUAACAUAAUAAAGAAAGAAGAUAAUUACUUAGAAUUUGAUAUUAAGAAUUGCCACACAUCAGUAGUAAACACACUUAGAAGAAUUAUUUUAACUGAAAUCCCAACAAUCGCAUUUCACUUAGUAACAAUUACUGAGAAUAACACCAUCUUUACCGAUGAAUAUCUUGCACAUAGAAUUGGAUUGAUACCAAUUAGAAAGUUAAGUGAUGAAGUAGAAAUUAGUAAUUUAAAGUAUAAUUUAAAAUGUUUUAAUGAUACAAAUAAAAACAUGAAUGUUUAUAGUAACAGUAUUUAUGGUGAUGAUAGAAUUGAGAUAAAAAGGAAUGUUUUAAUAGCUAAAUUAGCACCAGGUAAUAGUAUUAAUAUGACAAUUCAACUUGCAACAGGUAUAGGUAAAGAUCAUGCUAAAUGGUCACCUGUUAGUAUGUGCACAUUUAGAUUGAUGCCUAAAAUAGAAAUAUUUAAAGAAUUUAGAGAUGAAGAUGCUAUUGAAUUACAGAAGUUAUUCAGUCCAGGUGUUAUAGGAAUUAAAAAUAGUAUUGCUUAUGUAGAAAAUCCCAGACUAGAAAUGAUGAGUAGAGAAUUUCUUAGAUAUGAAAAAUUUUCUAAACAUAUCAAAUUAUCAAGAGAAAAUCUCUGGUACACUUUUACAAUUGAAACAAUUAAUGAAGAUCCAUUAAUUUUAUUAAAUAAAUCAUUAGAAAUUUUUAAAGAGAAAGCAAAUAAUUUGAAAGAAAGAUUAAAUGAAGAAUUAAUUUAA
This is a messenger RNA of Hepatospora eriocheir, 849 nucleotides long. Lineage: Eukaryota; Fungi; Microsporidia; Hepatosporidae. The record is from the annotation of a GenBank genome assembly.